Rubroshorea leprosula is the source of this 1567-nucleotide messenger RNA. The record is from the annotation of a GenBank genome assembly. Lineage: Eukaryota; Viridiplantae; Streptophyta; Magnoliopsida; Malvales; Dipterocarpaceae.
GGCCGUCUCUGCAAACUCUCUCCUUCUUCUUUAGACCCUAAUUAAACCCUUUUCUUACCCAUCAAAACACCAGUUUUUUACCCAACCCAUAAAAGAUAUGACUCCUUUACGCCGAUUGCGUCCUCUUCUAAAGGACCUCGUAACCCAGAAAACCCAAAUUCGACAUGUAACCUACAUGCCCCGACCGGGAGACGGCGCUCCACGUGCUGUGACUCUGAUUCCUGGCGACGGAAUUGGGCCCCUGGUCACAAACGCGGUCGAACAAGUAAUGCAGGUGAUGCACGCUCCGGUUUACUUUGAGAAAUACGAAGUUCACGGGGACAUGAAGCGGGUGCCGGAGGAGGUCAUAGAUUCGAUUAGGAAGAACAAAGUAUGUCUCAAAGGGGGCUUGAAAACACCUGUCGGGGGUGGAGUUAGUUCUCUGAACGUGCAGCUGAGAAAGGAGCUAGAUUUAUAUGCGUCUUUGGUCCAUUGCUGUAACUUGCCGGGGUUGCCCACCAGACAUGAGAAUGUGGAUAUCGUGGUGAUUAGGGAGAACACUGAAGGGGAGUACUCGGGGCUCGAGCAUGAAGUUGUGCCUGGUGUUGUCGAGAGUCUGAAGGUGAUAACAAAGUUCUGCUCAGAACGUGUUGCUAAAUAUGCCUUUGAGUAUGCCUAUCUAAACAACAGAAAGAAAGUUACUGCUGUGCACAAGGCCAACAUAAUGAAACUUGCAGAUGGUUUGUUCUUAGAAUCAUGUCGUGAAGUUGCUACAAAAUAUCCAAGUAUCAAGUACAAUGAAAUUAUUGUGGACAACUGCUGCAUGCAACUUGUUUCAAAGCCUGAGCAAUUUGAUGUGAUGGUUACUCCUAAUCUUUAUGGCAAUCUUGUUGCAAAUACAGCAGCUGGUAUUGCUGGAGGCACUGGCGUAAUGCCUGGAGGGAACGUGGGAGCUGAUACUGCCGUCUUUGAGCAAGGUGCUUCCGCAGGGAAUGUGGGAAAUGAAAAGAUAGUGGAGCAAAACAAGGCAAACCCCAUUGCUUUGCUCCUCUCAUCUGCCAUGCUGCUAAGGCAUCUCCAGUUUCCCUCAUUUGCAGAUCGACUCGAAACUUCGGUGAAACGUGUAAUCUUCGAGGGCAAGUAUAGGACUAAAGAUCUUGGUGGAGGAGACUGCACAACACAAGAAAUUGUUAAUGCUGUCAUUGCCAAUCUUGACUGAUCAUUCCAUUCCAGACUCGUAUCUGAGGAGACUUCUCGAUCCAUGGGUUAUAUAAUUGUUCUAUGGUUCUUUUGGUUUCGAAGUGAUAUUCUUUUUGAAAAUAACUGGGUCAAUAUUAAUAAUCAAGAGUGUCCUGAAAACUGGGUGCUUUCUAUCUAUCUUUUUUUUUUUUCGGUGUGUUUGACUUUCCUUAUUAUUUCCUUCCUUUUGAUGAAGGUCUUUCUAUUCCAUCUGCUCUUGCAACUCUGUUAUUAUAUACAGAGCUACAUGAUAAUUGAUAAUGGAUUGAGAGUUUUGGUUGUGUUUGAGAUUAUUGUGCAGUGUUAUGGUUUUGACUUUUUUUGUUAUAUUUUAUUAUGAAAAAAAUAU